AUGGCACCCCUCAACGUUGGCAUCAUUGGCUACGGCCUCUCCGCCAAAGUCUUCCACAUUCCCUUCAUUGAAGCCUCCCCCCUGCUGACCCUCCACACCAUCGUCCAACGCAACCCCCCAGCCAACCCCGAGGCGACCGGCCUCUCCGCCCCCGCCGACCACCCUUCUAUCACCCACCACCGCACCAUCCCCCCUCUCCUUUCCGACCCCUCAAUCGACCUCAUCAUCAUCACCACCCCACCAGACACCCACUUCGCCCUAACGACCGAAGCCCUGCGCGCCGGCAAACACGUCCUGGUCGAAAAGCCCUUCGUCCCCACCUCCGCAGAAGCUCGCACCCUCGCCCAAACCGCCCGCGACUCGGGCAAGUUCCUCUGCGUGUUCCAGAACCGUCGCUGGGAUGUAGAUUUCCUCACCGUGCGGGACCUCGUGGAGAAGAAGACGCUGGGGGACCGGAUUGUUGAGUUCGAGACGCACUUUGAUCGGUAUCGGCCCGUGGCGCCCGCAAAGGGGUCGAGCUGGAAGGCGGGGCUGGGUGCUGAGCAGGGCGGUGGGCCGUUGUAUGAUCUGGGAACGCAUCUGAUUGAUCAGGUGUAUUUCUUGUUUGGGUUGCCUGAGAGGGUCUUUGGCAAGUUGACGACGCAGAGGGAGGGCGGAGAUGAUGAGCCGGAUACCGUCACGGCUAUUUUGACGUACCCCCGAGGGGGACCCAGCGUGCAUGUUAGGAUUUCUGUCAUGUCGGCCCAGACCCCCCAGCCUAGGUUUAGGAUCAGGGGUAGUAAGGGCACGUUCGUCAAGUCUGGGCUCGAUCCCCAGGAGCCGCAUUUGAGGAGCGGCGGGUCCGUCACCGACGAGGGCUUCGGCAAGGAUUUGUAUCCUGGGACGAUAUAUCUUGCGAAUGAGGACGGGAGCCUUGAGCCUGGGAGGACGUGGGCGGGCGUCGAGCCUACGGGGUAUGGGGCGCUGUUGGAGGGGUUUGCGGAGGCUAUUACGAGUGGGGAUGCGUCUAAGGUACCUGUUAAGGCGGACGAGGCGGCGGAUGUGUUGAGGAUCGUCGAGGCAAUCCAGGAGAGCUCGAGGACUGGGGCCGAAGUGAAGUUGUAG
This is a messenger RNA of Scedosporium apiospermum, 1104 nucleotides long. RefSeq names its product Nad binding rossmann fold-containing protein. The transcript is spliced from 2 exons. Gene Ontology annotation, molecular function: nucleotide binding. The coding region runs from base 1 to 1104 and encodes 367 amino acids. The record is from RefSeq and is a predicted model, not a curated record. NCBI's taxonomy places the organism in Eukaryota, Fungi, Ascomycota, Sordariomycetes, Microascales, Microascaceae.